CAUGAAGCCCGGGAGGCUUCGGCAUCCUUUUCCCUGCUGCUCCCUGCUCCUGCUGCUGCUCCUGGCAGGAGCUGAGCAGCCCGUGUUUGAUGUGACUGCUUGGCCGGAAAACCCUGUGGUGGAGCGCGGAGGGUCUCUCUGGCUGAAUUGCAGCACCAGCUGCCGGGAGGCAGAUGCCAGGGGAGGCUUGGAGACGUCGCUGAUCAAGGAGGAGAGAGACAAUGGGACCGGCUGGGCAACCUUCCAGCUUGUGAACAUCACGGAAUGGGCGUCUGCCACGGAGUGCUCCUUCAGCUGUUAUGGGGAGCAUAAAUCUGUCCGCACAAACAUCGUGGUGUAUCAGAUUCCAGAGCAGGUAGCUUGGGACCCGGUACCCAUGAUGGAGCUGGGCAAGGUGUAUAACUUGACAUGCCAGGUUGCUAAUGUUGCCCCCAUCCGGAACCUCACCGUGACCUUGCGUAAAGGAAAGGAGAAACUGCACCAGGAGACAUUUGAGUAUCACAGUGCACCUGAAGCCAGUGAUGUUGCAGUGACCCACACCAUAAUUGCUCAGCAGGAAGACCAUGAGGAGGACGUCACCUGCCAUGCAACUCUGGAUUUGAGGCCACAAGGACAGCUCCUUGAAAAGGCAUCCCUCAGCAAAGUCCUAAAAGUCUUUGAUUUCUCGGCGGAUCCACAGCUUCAUGCCUCGCAGUACUUAGAAGCUAACACCAACAUGACUGUGCAGUGUGAUGUAGUCAGGUCUUUCCCAGUUGAAGAGGCCCAGUUUGACCUGACCUUCGCAGAGGAGAGACUGAACGCCAGCAUCAUUGCGCUGGGCACUACAGUGAGAGGCCAGACUCAGGUGUCUUCUUCAAGAGCAGGAAGCCAUACAUUGAACUGCACCGUGUCCCUGGGACCAGUGACCAAAUCUGCAGUGGAGACCGUGCAUGUUUACAGUUUCCCGGAGCCAUCCCUGGAGAUCCAACCACCUCAGACACUUGUAAAUAAUCCUGUGACCAUUAUAUGCAAUUCUUCAGCUAUUCAGCCACCCAGCAUUUCAAUUCAGAUCAAAAAUGCUUCCGGAAGGACCUUAGCAUCUAGUGAUCAGCUUCCUCUGCGAUUCACACUGACAGCUCAGGAGGAGGAAGAUGGGAGGGAGUUUGUGUGUGAAGUGGAACUGGCAAUUGGUGGAGACAGGAUCAUUAAACGCACAUCUGCCAAUUUUACUGUCUUCUAUGUGCCAGGAAUGGAUGAGUCCACUUGCCCCAGCAGCCUCACAUGGGUAGAAGGAACAUCGCAAGUACUUCGCUGCAUGGCCAAGGGGAACCCCAAGCCAUCGGUAGCUUGCACCAAAGAUGGCCACCCUUACGAUGUGGAAAAGGAAGAGCAGGUCAACCGGAACCAUACUGGCAUCUAUAACUGCACUGCCACCAAUGAGUUUGGCUCUAGCACUAGAACAAUUGCCGUCUGGGUGGAAUACGGGCCUCAACUGGGUGAGUCUGACUGCCCAAGUAACCAAACAUGGCUGGAAGGGAGCCUACAGAAUCUCAGUUGCCAAGCUGAGGGCAUCCCAGUGCCAGAGGUCUCCUGCAUGAAAUACGGCAAAGUGUACGAUGCCAGAAGGGUGCAGAACGUCACACAAAGCCACGCUGGUGUCUACCACUGUAAUGCUACCAAUGCACAUGGAUCAAGCAGCAAGACGGUCACAAUCAGGGUGGAGUAUGAACCUGAAAUGGAUGCUUCCAGCUGUCCCCAGAACUGGACCUGGACAGUAGGGGAAGAGCAAAUUUUCACCUGCUUUGCCUGGGGAAACCCAGAGCCAGCUGUGGAGUGCACUAAAGAUGGCAUAGUUUAUAGUCCUGGGAUUCUCCAGGUUGUCACUAGAGAAUAUGCUGGCAUCUAUACCUGCACUGCCACAAACAUCCAUGGCUCCAGCACCAGGGCUGUGCGCAUCCAAGUGGAAUAUAAACCAGAAUUGGAUGAAUCUAGCUGUCCAAGUACCUGGACCUUGGUGGAAGGGGCCCUGCCCACCUUUGCUUGUAAAGCUGAGGGGAUUCCUCCUCCAGAGGUCAUAUGCACCAAGAAUGGCAUGUCAUACCACCUUAGCCAAGGACAAAGGAUCCCGAACUACAAUGGAACCUUCUGGUGUAAUGCUACAAACCGGCAUGGGACUGUGGCCAAGGCAGUCAGGGUUGAAGUUGAAACCAAGCCUAAGAUGGAUGAGACCAGCUGCCCAAGCAACCAGACGUGGCUGGAGGGGACUUUGCAGUCACUGGCCUGUGAAGCAAAUGGAAUUCCCACCCCACUUGUCUUAUGUGUCAAGGAGGGAGCUGCUGAGGAGUUCUACAGAGAGAGGAACGUCAGCAGGAAUGACUCUGGCAUCUACCAAUGCAAGGCCACUAACGGCCAUGGGAUGGAGCGGUGGAUGGUGAACGUACAAGUGGAAUACAGGCCUGUUAUAUCCACUCUGGCUGUCAGUGCUUCUUUACCCAUCAGAAGGGGAGAAAACGUCACCAUCACCUGUCAGGCGGAUGGUUACCCGGCUGCCAGCUAUACCUGGAGGGUGCCUCAGGCCUCCAACCUCAACUAUGCGGGCAACAACAGUACAGUGACCAUUGUCGGCGCAGAUGGGCAGAACAGUGGUGUGUAUGAGUGCACAGCUAGAAACAAACAUGGCCAGCAGCACAGCCAGGUGGAAGUCCAGGUGGAAGAUCACUGGCUGUAUAUUGUUGUUGUCAUAGCUAUUGCUGGUGCCACCAUGUUGGUCCUAGGAGGAAUGGCUGGGAUCAUUUACUAUCUCAAGUCCACAGCUUGUAAAAAAGGAGAGUACAACGUGCGUGAUGCAGAGAACUCUACUGAAGCCACUUGUCUCAACCGGGAAAGGCCCUGUGACAGUGACAUCUAUGGUAUACAACUCACCAGGACCUGAACAAGUCUGGGCAGGUACCUCUAGACCUUGUCUCCCCAGACAGAGGAACAGGUGAAAGCAGACUUUGUUUACAACCCUCCUUCCUACUUCUGUCACCAUCUCUGCCUCUGAAGAAAGGGUGUCUGAACCACACAGUCCUCUGCUUCACUGUGGAAUUUAUUAACAGCCAAUUGAUGGGCAAGCACACUGUUGAGUGUUCUCAGGAUGGAAAGCCAAUUUUACUGUUUUGGUAUCAGCCAGGCACUUCCAUGGCACAUGCCCAGAUGACUCUAAAACCAGCCUUCCUCCAUCCAGCUUCAGCCAGGCUCUCUGUUACCUCUGUAGCUGGAAAUGUGCGACUACACUGGUCCUCACUCGGAAAUGUUGCAUUUGAGUAACUCACUGUUGUUUUGAUAUGGGAUCGAUUUAUACCUAUCAA
Messenger RNA from Elgaria multicarinata webbii, 3329 nucleotides. It is a transcript of the gene ICAM5, whose product is annotated as intercellular adhesion molecule 5. The transcript has 12 exons. The coding region runs from base 2 to 2911 and encodes 969 amino acids. Gene Ontology annotation, molecular function: integrin binding. Gene Ontology annotation, cellular component: plasma membrane. Gene Ontology annotation, biological process: cell-cell adhesion. NCBI's taxonomy places the organism in Eukaryota, Metazoa, Chordata, Lepidosauria, Squamata, Anguidae. The record is from RefSeq and is a predicted model, not a curated record.